GAUCAAAGCCCCGCAGACCCACGGCGAACCCGCUGUCUCUCUGGCCAUGCCGCCCUUCACCGUUGAGCAGGUGAGAGGCGUCAUGGACAACACGGAGAGGAUCCGGUCUCUGAGCAUCAUCGCCCACGUGGACCACGGCAAGACCACGCUGGCGGACUCCCUGGUCUCCCGGGCCGGCAUCAUCAGUGCCAAGGCAGCCGGCGAGAGGCGAUUCACACACGGCCGCAAGGAUGAGGAGGAGCGUGGCGUGACCAUCAAGAGCACGGGGGUCACCCUGCCUUUCGACUAUGAUGCGGGCGACGGAGCUGUGCCAUACCUGGUGAACCUCAUCGACUCCCCGGGCCACGUGGACUUCUCCUCCGAGGUCACUGCUGCCUUGCGCAUCACCGACGGCGCUGUAGUGGUGGUGGACUGCAUCGAGGGCUGUGCGGUGCAGACCGAGACAGUGCUAAGGCAAGCCUUGCAGGAGAGGGUCAAGCCUUGCCUCUUUGUGAACAAGGUUGAUCGCUGCAUCUUGGAGAUGCAGAUGGAACCGGAGGACAUGUACCUGCGCUUCCGGAAUGCUGUAGAGAAUGUGAACGUCAUCAUUGCCACCUACAACGACGCCUCCAUGGGCGACUUGCAGGUGCGCCCGGAGGCCGGGAACGUGGCAUUCGGCAGCGGUUUGCAUGGCUGGGGCUUCACCUUGGAGCACUUCGCGGGGCUUUUGGCAGCCAAGGCGGGUGUAGAGAAGGCGCGGAUGAUGGACAAGCUCUGGGGUGACUGGUUCUUCCAUGCCAAGCGCAAGGUUUGGACCAACCAGCAGCAGCCAGAGGAUUGUGCGGAGCCGUUGCAACGGGGCUUCUGCCAGUACAUCAUGACGCCCAUUUGCCAGUUGAUCCAGGCCAUCAUGGAGAAGGAUUCGAAGUAUGAGAAGAUGAUGGAUCGCCUUGGCAUCGUCUUGAAGGGCGAGGACCGGGAGCUCACAGGGAAGGCGCUCAUGAAGCACGUCAUGCAGAACUGGCUCAGCUGCGGGGAGUCACUGCUCUCCAUGGUGGUCACCAAGCUGCCUUCGCCCAAGGUGGCACAGCGCUACCGAGUGGAGAACUUGUACGACGGGCCCAUGGACGACCAGGCGGCCUUGGCCAUUCGCUCCUGCGACCCUGCAGGGCCUCUGAUGAUGUACAUCUCCAAGAUGGUGCCAGCCCCGGACAGGAGCCGCUUCUACGCCUUCGGCCGAGUCUUUUCAGGGACGGUCAGCACCGGGCAGAGGGUGCGCAUCCAGGGCCCCCACUACCGGCCUGGCACCAAGGAUGACCUCCACGUGAAGGCCAUCCAACGCACCGUGCUGAUGAUGGGCCGUGGGACGGAACCCAUCCAGGACGUGCCUUGCGGUAACACAGUGGCAUUGGUGGGCGUGGACCAGUACAUACUCAAGUCCGGCACCAUCACCACCUUGGAGGAUGCCCACAACUUCACGGACAUGAAGUACAGCGUCUCGCCAGUGGUGAAGGUGGCAGUGAAGCCGAAGGACGGCAAGGACUUGCCCAAGCUGGUGGAGGGUCUGAAGAAGCUCUCGAAGUCUGACCAGUUGGUGGUCUGCAGCACUGAGGAGAGCGGCGAGCACGUCAUCGCCGGCUGCGGCGAGUUGCAUGUGGAGAUCUGUCUGAAGGACCUGAGGGAGGAAUUCGCACAGUGCGACUUCACCGUGUCCGACCCGGUGGUGUCUUACCGUGAGACGGUGACGCAGCAGUCCAGCCAGACCUGCUUGGCCAAGUCGGCGAACAAGCACAACAGGUUGUACUUCACAGCAGAGCCGCUGCAGGAAGAGCUGGCGCAGGCUUUGGAAGAUGGCACUUUGGGCCCCAAGGUGGACCCAAAAGCCGGCGCCAAGAUUCUGACCGAGAAGUUCGGCUGGGACAAGCAGCAGGCCCAAAGCAAGAUCUGGUGCUAUGGGCCCGAAGGGGACGGGCCCAACAUGGUGGUGGACUGCACCGUGGGAGCCCAGUACCUGAACGACAUCCGGGACUCGGUGACGAGCGCCUUCCAGUGGACCAGCAAGGAGGGCGUCUUGUGCGAGGAGAACCUGCGGUCCGUGCGCUUUAACCUCACAGAGGUGAUGCUGCAUCCGGACAAGGUGCACCGGGGCGCCGGUCAGAUCUCGCCGGCCUUGCGGCGCUGCUGCUUUGCCUCCGAGCUCACAGCCAAGCCGACCCUGCAGGAGCCGGUCUUCUUGGUGGAGAUCUCAUGCCCCAAAGAUGCCCUGAGCGGAGUCUACAGCUGCCUGAACCUGCGCAGAGGAUGCGUCUUCGAGGAGAACCAGCGCGAGGGCACGCCGAUGGUUCAGGUCAAGGCGCAUCUGCCGGUGGCGGAGUCCUUUGGCUUCGUGGCCUCUUUGCGGCAAGCUACCAGCGGCCAGGCCUUCCCCCAGUGCGUCUUCGACCACUGGGAGAGUCUGCCUGGCAACUGCCUGGAGAAGGGCAGCAAGAUGGAGGAGCUGGUCCUAAGCAUCCGCAAGCGCAAGGAUUUGAAGGUCCAGAUGCCAGUUCUGGGUGACUACCUGGACAAGUCUGGCUACGUGGUGGUGAUCGAUGCUGGCAGCACUGGGUCGCGAAUCCAUGUCUUCAAUUACGAGUACCGCACCCUGGAGACACGCAGGUUCCCACUGAUUGUGAGCCCUCCGCUGACGUUGCCGUCAGAAAUCGCGGUGGCCAGCAGCCGCCCGGGGUUGUCCUCCUUCUUGCACCACCUCGACAGCAUCCCCAGGCACUUGGAAGAGUUGCUGAAGCAUGCAGCAGACGCCUUGCUCUUGCACAAUCCCCACGUGGACCUGAAGCUGGUGCCCCUUUACCUGGGCGCCACCGCUGGGCUGCGGGAGAUCUCCUCGGAAGACCGGGACGCGGUGAUGAGGGCUGCAAGAGGAUAUUUGCGGAAGCAGCGAAUCUUCCCAGUGACUCGCGACGAGCAGGUGCGGGUGCUAUCGGGCGAGGAAGAGGGAGCCUUCGGGUGGCUGGCGCUCAACCAGUUGCAGGCAGGGAUCAGCCCAGAUCCAGACACGACUUUGGGGGCGCUGGACUUUGGUGGGGCCUCUGCGCAGAUUGCAUUCGUGCCGCAGGAGACGUCCAUCCUGGCCAACCUCUUUCCCAUGCACUUUGGCGGAAGCAUUCGAGGCCCUAUUCAUCUCUACUCAAAGAGCUUCAACGGCUUUGGCAAUGUGAUCGCCUUCCAGAGAGCUACGCGCGUGCUGAUGGCGGGUCUGAAGCACAGCGAUCCUCAGGAAGUGAAGCAUCCCUGCCUGCCAACGAACCUGACCUGGAAGGUUCGCAUCGGCGAGUUCGGCGUGAGCAUCUCGAAUACCAAGCCAGAGCGCACUGGCGGAACGCUGAAGAUGGUGGGGACGGGCGACUUCUAUGCCUGCUAUAAGUUGGCUGUCGCGCUCUUCGACAAGGACACGCCGUGCUUGUUGUCCCCCUGUUCCAUCAUGGGCGUCUACCAGCCAGACAAGAACGGGAGCAACUUCGUACUUUUUGGUGCGCAGCAUCGCUUUCAGCAAUGGGAGGUACUUCCUCUCAUGCAGCAGGGCGUGCCGCUGUUACAAGCGCUGAAGAUCCAGCUGCCCCGGCUUUGCUCUUUGCCGGUGGAGACGCAGGUAGAGCUGUUUAGCGAUCCUGCCAUGAGGCACGGCCCAGACUGCUGGGUGGCCACCUGGAUCUAUGCCAUGCUGCGGGAUGGCUUGGGCUUUACAGCUCAUGGUCCUCAGAUAGAUGUGGUGCAAGGCUGCUGUGACCACACGCUCGGCCAUGCCACCUACGAGGUCAACUUCUUCCCCUACAGUGUCAGCCGGUCUAGCUACUCGACACUGGCGUCCGAGCAGCUGGUCCUAGGAGCAGAUUCAGCGCCCAUGGGAUGGGCGUUUGCUGGACUUCUCUCGGUUGCUGCCCUCAUGGGCAUCGCGACAGCGCGGCGCAAGACCAGCUAUAGUGAGCCCUUGCUCCAGGCGGUCUGAGUGAGGAUUUCGCGCCGAGCGCGCUUUGCUUCAAAAGCGCUCCGUGUUGAGGCCGACUCAGGUUUGGUCAAACAAACGGUGUUGAUCUGAAUGUUGCAUGGCUAAAUAGAG
Molecule: messenger RNA, 4096 nt
Organism: Effrenium voratum
Lineage: Eukaryota; Dinophyceae; Suessiales; Symbiodiniaceae
Source: the annotation of a GenBank genome assembly